Lecanosticta acicola is the source of this 764-nucleotide messenger RNA. The record is from the annotation of a GenBank genome assembly. Lineage: Eukaryota; Fungi; Ascomycota; Dothideomycetes; Mycosphaerellales; Mycosphaerellaceae.
AUGGAAGAGAAUCACAUCUAUCAGUUCAGCCUCCUCAACGCCCUCAUGGACGGGGUCUGCGAAACGGGCAUCCCCGUCUCCAAGCUCGAGAGCAUGGGAAACCAAGGACUUGGGACGUUCGCGAGGAUGAAUGGCGAGCUCAUGUUUCUGGAUGGGAAAGUAUAUCAAUUGCAGGCGCAAGGCAAUGUGCGAGAGGCAGACGCGACGGAUCAGAUCCCGUUUGCUGUAAGCACGAAUUUCGUGCCGCAGAAGACGGAGGAGAUUGAGUUGAGAGACAAGACCGAUAUCGAUCAUACACUCAAUGCUUUCAACGAUCACGCGAGGAAUUUGUUCAUGACUGUAGGAGGGGUUAUCUCAUAUUUUUGGGGAUUGGAGUGCCUGGGCUGACCAUUCUCUAGUAUCGCAUAACGGGUCACUUCGAUUAUCUCAAGUGCCGUACGGUCAGGGGCCAAUCUUACAAGGGCGAGCCGCUGUCGGACCUCAGCAAGAAGCAGUCGGUGGAGACUUACGAGGACACAGAGGGCACCAUCAUCGGCUUCAGGACGCCAGCCAACUGGCAGGGGUUCGGCGUUGCUGGGGAGCAUUUGCACUUUAUGAGAAAGGACAAGCAAGCCGGCGGCCACGUCCUUGAACUCAGAGCGAACAAGGUGGAGAUGCAGAUGGCUGUGGCCUCGAAUGUCCACGUGGAGCUGCCGACAUCUGAUGAUUUCAACGCAGCGUCUCUGGUAACGGAUGACGAAGGCGUGAAGAGUGCAGAGGGUUGA